Molecule: messenger RNA, 2454 nt
Organism: Egretta garzetta (little egret)
Lineage: Eukaryota; Metazoa; Chordata; Aves; Pelecaniformes; Ardeidae
Gene: SH3BP2
Product: SH3 domain binding protein 2
Exons: 13
Coding region: 117-1838 (573 amino acids)
Biological process (GO): signal transduction
Molecular function (GO): SH3 domain binding
Source: RefSeq, a predicted model, not a curated record
AGCAGCUGGGGCAGGGUGUCUUUUCUGUUUGCGUGUUGAGUGUACAACAGCUAUCGCAGUCACACGUUCAAGCGUGUAAUACACAGAACGGGGAGAAGCGCAGAGAUGUUCCUGUCAUGCCUGAGAGGGGUCUUAAGUCGUUAAUGGCUCUGUCAUCACAAAGGAAACAAUCAUUCGGUGAAACUGUCGGCAGAAAAACUAUGUGUCGGUCAGGCACGCUCACCAGAACGAUGGCCUCGCAGGAGCAGGUCUGGCCAGUCCCAAUGAAGGCAAUUGGAGCACAAAACCUUUUGACAAUGCCUGGAGGAGUGACCAAAUCAGGGUAUCUUCAUAAAAAAGGAGGCACCCAGCUGCAGAUCUUGAAAUGGCCAUUAAGAUUUGUGAUUAUUCAUGAGGGAUGUAUUUACUAUUUUAAGAGCAGCACAUCUGCAUCUCCCCAGGGUGCAUUUUCUUUGAAUGGUUACAACAGGGUUAUGCGGGCAGCUGAGGAGACAACAUCAAGCAAUGUGUUUCCUUUCAAGUUAGUUCACAUUAGCAAGAAGCGCAGGACAUGGUUUUUUUCAGCUUCUUCUGAAGAUGAAAGAAAGAAUUGGAUGCUAUCCCUGAGGAGGGAAAUUGAUCACUACCAUGAGAAGAAAGAAACAGUAACAGAAUUCAGUGACUCUGGUUCUGAUGCAGACAGUUUCUAUGGCUCAGUAGAACGCCCCAUUGAUAUCAAGUAUUCUCAUCACUCAGCGGAUAACGAAGAUUAUGACCAGGAGGAGGAAGAUGAGUCUUACUUGCAGCCAGAUAUUUCUGACCUAAUGAAAGAUGAUAUGGUCCUGCCCCCAGCCUACCCACCACCACCAGUUCCUCAUGUCAGAAAAGCUGCCUACUCAGAAUCAAGGGCAAAUUCCUUUGCUGGCAAACCUACUGCACCAGCACCACCACCGCCUCCUAAAAGAAGCUUACCUGAUAUCAAACUAGAGGAUCUCUUAAACGCAAGAGAACCCCAGUCACAGUGCCGAGAUGAACCUAAUCUAAAGAUUCAGUCCUCAAACUGGAGACCAAGUGAACAGCUGCCCCCUGUACCCCCUCUACCUCUUCUCAAAAAGCCUGCGUGUGUCAAAGAAUCUUGCUCAUUGCCUCCAGAGCCUCUGCCUCUAGCUCGAGUUCUAGCUACUCCAGAAGGAUGCGAGAAGCUAAAAACCUUAAACCUUUCACCACGAACUCCUCCUCCACUACCAAGCAGUAAACCCAAGUUUACUGAAAAACCAGUAGAGCUCAAAAUGCCAAGAGAACAUGUUAAACCCGGCCUGUUUGUGCCACCAGUGCUCCCAAAGCCACCUGUGCCAAGCCACCAGCCCCCUGGAAUCAAGCCUAGACCGGAGAAAUCUUCAUGUCCCCAGUUACAGAGAUCACCGCCAGAUGGACAGAGUUUUAGAGGCUUCUCAUUUGAAAAACCAGCACUACCCUCCAAGCCACACCAAGCUGAUGAUGAUUCUGAUGAUGACUAUGAAAAAGUUGGGCUGCCUGCUUCAGUAUUUCUUAAUACUUCUGAAUCCUUCGAAGUUGAAAGGACGUUUAAAGCCAAUAGCCCCCGGGGACAACCGCAAAAUGGAUUGUACUGUAUUAGGAACUCAUCUACUAAGCCUGGAAAGGUAUUGGUUGUAUGGGAUGAAUGUGCAGAAAAAGUGAGAAACUACAGAAUCUUUGAAAAGGAUUGCAAGUUUUACCUGGAUUCAGACAUCAUGUUUUUGAACAUGGGAAGUUUGGUCGAAUACUACAGCAUUCAUGUCUUACCUAGUCACGACAGCCUGAUUCUUCGGUGUCCUUAUGGUUACUCUAAACCAAGGUGACAUGACUGGCAUCAUUCACUGACGCUUAGGACAGAUGGGUUCCCUGCUGCCCUUAAAUUAAAUGUGGACUCCUGCCACUGUUGGACAUCCCAUUGUUUGCACACAGAAACCGAGGCUGUUUCAACCAUUUAUUCUCGCAUGAAUUGUAUAUGGGGUCCAUUUAAUGGACUCUUGGUAAAACCUUACAAUCCAGAUCAGUGGAUUUUAUGGUCUCUUCUUUUAAAAAGAUCUGAACUGGUUAUGCUGUGAAAGCUGUCCGUGAUACCUACACCUUUUAUAAAACUGCUGCUAUUACUAAUCUCCUUGGAAUGUGGAAGAUGGACACGAACAAAGAAGUGGUCUGAAUACAACUGAUGCAGAAAAGGGAAACUUCUGAAAGUAUAUCAGAAUUCACUCGUGACAGGGAAUACUAAUACUCUGACUUGAAGGUGUUACGCCUUAAGUCAGCACUGGUGCUGAACUGAGACUUUCUGUAUUACUUGUAUAGUUGUGUAAAUAAUGAAGACUUCUGUGCAAAUAAUUUGGUUUACUGUAGGUCAAGAUAAUCAGGAAAUGUGGCUUGUGUUGUGUUUGGUGGCUUGGGGUUUUUUUUGGUGGGUGUUUUUUGUUUUGGUUU